Messenger RNA from Corythoichthys intestinalis (scribbled pipefish), 9075 nucleotides. RefSeq names its product leukocyte surface antigen CD53-like. NCBI's taxonomy places the organism in Eukaryota, Metazoa, Chordata, Actinopteri, Syngnathiformes, Syngnathidae. Bases 2365 to 3042 code for a protein of 225 amino acids. The transcript has 8 exons. Gene Ontology annotation, cellular component: plasma membrane. The record is from RefSeq and is a predicted model, not a curated record.
CAUAGCCUUGCCUGUGAUUCAGCGAGGAAAAUGUUAUCACGCUAAAUGCGUAAACAGAAAAUGUUCCAAGGCUCCCCUUUGGGAAAUAGAACACAAACACAUAAAAGCCCACUGUACUUGAGGUGACUGGAGAGCAGUUCACAGCAUAUAAAACGAAGUCACAUUUGAUCGAGAAAUGACAGCAGCAGUUUCACUACGAACCACAGGUAAACACAUUGCAAUUUGUUUCCCUUAGCUAAGUAUGAGAUCAUUUGUCUGACCACUUCAAAGUCUAUGGUGAAACACAAUGUAUUCAUUGUGUUAAUAUUUAGCUGUAUGUUAUCACCUAAUACCGCAUGCUUUACAUACACAGCUUAUAUAAGAUACCACAUAAACGCUUUAUGAAAAUAGUCUUGUUCUUGGUACUGAUGCUAUUAAAUAUGUUAUAAUAGAUUGGAUGCUGUUGAGGAAUGGCAUUUCUGUUCACUUUGCUUUUAUUUUAGUUACCCUAUUCACUACAGUCAUUUUGGGAAUGUAAAACACUUUAUAAUGUAGUUGCAAUUGUUUAUAGUUAAAAAUAGUGUCAAUAAAUAGAUUAGUAUAGGUAGUAAUAGGUUCAGUUCCAAAUGUUGCAACCAUACUAAUGGAACUUUAGUAUAUAUUGUGAAAUGUAUGUGUUUUUAUUCCAUGGAACUGAUCAAAUACUGUUCAUUUAAAUUAUGAUACUUCUAUAACAGAAGCGAAGGUAGAUUCUGUAACAUUAUUAAUGUCAUGUCGAAUAUAUUGCUUACAGGUUGACUUAUGAUACCACCGUAAAUGUAUGGACUAAUCUGUUUUUUGUGUCAAUUUUCAUAAACACAGUCCUAACGAGUGAAGGUGAUGCUGUGUUUACAAUGUGCUAAUAGUGUUGUGGUGGCUAAAAAUAAAGAUUUCAACAGGGUUCAUGAACUGUGUUACCUCAUUGGUCAAAACACCUGAAAACAUUGACAAACAACAGCCAGCAGGUUGUCCUUAACCAAAACAUAUCACCACAGAGAAUUGCCUCAGAAUCCUCCCUCAAUGUCAUCAUACAUUUAAAAGAUUCCAACCAGUGUCGCGCAUAUACACAUAAUGCCAUGAUUUUGCACACCCCGAGGCUGCAUGUAAAUUCCACACAGUUGGGUACUGUUUAGCAUUGGAGUUAUUAGUUUGAAUGUUAACAGUUGUGCUGUGUUUUAGACAUUUUUAAUUUUGUUCCAGUUCCCCAAACAUUACUGUCUUAUGAAUCAGCCCUUCCUCUGAUGUAAUUAUGCAAAUAAUGAAACAAGCAUCCAAACUGUUACUCUGUGCAUGUAAAAACAAAAACAAAACAUAAAAAUCUCAAAUACUUCUGUUUAUGUUUGUUGCGAUUUAACAGUGCCAUCGCUCAAUAAAUUUGGACUUCAUCAAAGAGACAACAUGUGUUGCUUGAUUAAAUUACUUCUUUGUUGUCAUAGUGAUACAAUUGUGGUCGACCAUGUGUCUUAGUUUUUAGUGAUCUGUUUCAUACAGGAUGGGUGUGGGGCAAACACCACAGAGUUUACAACUUCUGCAGAAUUGUAAGAGCAGAUUCAAACACCAAGUUGCUGUGAGUUAACAAAACAUAACAAAAGGGAAAUGCCUUACAGCCAUUUGAGCAAACAGAUUAUCUGUCAGAUUUAGCUCACUGAGGAUCACAAGUCAAUUUCUUUAGUAGUCAUUUUUUUGUGAUAUUGUCAUAAACGGACAGCUACAGUAUUAGUGAUGAUAAAUGGUUGGUAUAACAAUAAUUGUCGUCAAUACUAUCAGUAUGAAAUAGCAAAAAUGAAAACUUUUUUGCUGAGUGUAAGCCUAAUGGAGUCAUAUAGUGACUGAACAGCAGUGGUCCCAGGACAGAUCCUUGGGGAACUCCACAGACAUUUACCAAUUUCAACAAAGUAUUCCUGACCUUAAGACAUGAACAAGGACUUGAACAAGUUUAGAGCAGUACCAAAAAAUCCCAGCCAAUAUUCUAACCUCCGUAAUGAGAUCACAUGGUCAAUGAUGUCAAAGGCAUCACUGAGGUAAUGCAGGGGACAGGUUUGCUUGCACCUGCGUCCAGGCAGAUCGCAUUCAUCUCCUUAUCAUAGCGGCCUCUUCAGAUACCCAGACGACGCCUAAAAAUAAAACCAGUCUGCUGUUAUUUACGUUUAUUCCAUGCUGAACUUUCUCACUCACAGAUUUUCCACCCAAUGUAAAGAAAGAGGAAGUAAUAUAGUGCUGAAAGCCCCACACAGUACAACGCACUCCUCAGAGUGAAGAGAAAGGGAAGUGUAAGAAGAGCAGAGGUCUCGAAAAAGAAAAGAAAAAUUUAAUCCAUAAUUGUCUUCUCCACUGAGCCAUCUCAAGAUGACCCACGGCUGCCUCAAGUGUUUGAAGUACACCAUGUGUGUCGCCAACUUCCUUUGUUUUUUGUCUGGCGUGGCCGUGCUGGGCUUUGGUGUGUACAUGAUGGUGAACUUCAAACUGACAGCACUUACACCUUCUUUGGACAAGUUCAAUUUAGCCAGCAUGUUGCUGAUCAGCGGUUUCAUCAUCUCGUGUGUUUCCUUCCUGGGUUUCCUGGGAGCUCUAAAAGAGAACCGCUGCCUCCUGCUGACGUUCUUCCUCAUGCUCUUCUUUUUGCUGCUGGUGGAACUGACUGCUGCCUGCUUGCUUCUCCUGUAUGAAAAAGAUAUUUCCGAUUGGGUGGAGAAGGAUCUGAAUGAUGGUUUGAAGAAAGCAAAUGGGGAAAAUUCAACGGACUUCUACAGUGAGUGGGAUCUAGUUCAGAAAACGUUUGAUUGCUGUGGAGUACACAAUGCAUCAGACUGGGGAAGCAAAGCGCCUGGUUCUUGCACUGACAAAGUGACCGAACAGUUGAGAUCAACGGGCUGCCUGGACAAGCUUCAGAAAUGGUUUGAAGAGAAUUUUCUAAGCACUGGGAUUUCCGUUAUUGUUCUCUGCAUUAUUGAGGUAUUAGGGAUGUGUUUCGCCAUGACACUGUUCUGCCACAUCAGCAGAUCUGGACUGGGAUACAAGUUAUAGAAGAGACAGAUUGUGUUCAUUAAAACUCUGAUGACCUGGCUGAACAAUAUAUAUUUAACUCUGACAUAUUUCAUCCAUUAACUGUGUGUAAUUGUGGAGCAUGACAGACAAUCUUAGAUCACGAGUUAAAAUAUGGAAUAAACCAAAGAGAAUAAAAGAAGAAACACAAGUAUAUAUAUAUUUUUUAUUUUAAGAAUAAAUCCUUGAAAAACCCUAAGAUUUCCAAUACAAUUUUAAAUAUUUUGUUCUUUUUAAAACCAUCACACAAAAAUAUUUUUUUUGCAAUUUAAAAAAAACAACAACAAUGAAAACAAAUGUAUCUGUACACAGCAGAACAUACUAUUUAUUGCUAAGUGAACACCGCGGUCACCCAAAAUCUUGAGUAUUGCAAUUCACCUACAGGUAUGAGGGGAAUUAAUUUUGAUACAACCCUCCUUUUCCCUUGCACUCUAUUGUUUUCCCACAGUGGACAUGGACAUAAAAUAGUCCCCUACUGAAUAGAAAAACUUUCAAAUUUCAUAUGAAACCUCGACUGUUAUAGUAUUGUUCAUUUCUCAUUCUAGAAAUUUUCAAAAAUAGCCAUUUGCUUUCUUACCAUUGCCGACAAACAUAACACUUCUACAGUCUUUCAAAAAUGAUGCCAUUAAUGAAAUCUAGUGAAUAGUCACAAACAAGUCAGGUUUAUUUUGAGCUUAAGAUGUUUGAGAGCAAAUGCCCAAGCAAGAGACAGAUUUCAAAUUAAUAGUAGGAGCGGACAGUACCAAGUGUCUUAAAGAAUAUUCUUGUGUGAUAAGGCUGCAAAGAGUAGCCUAAAUUAUUGGUACCCUUCCAUUAAAUAAAGAAAUAACCACAAAAGUCAAUAAAAUACUUCAGUAACUUAAAUUAAAACCCCAGGAAUUGCUUCAUGCAGUUGAAGAAGUUUUUGGGGGAAACACUAAAACAUUGUUGUACUCUUUAAAAAGGGGUUACUCAUCCCACACUCAUCUCAAGGGGUAACUUCAUUGUAAAAUGUCUAUUUACACUAGUUGAAAGUACAGUGGUCAUUCAAAUAGUGUGUGUAUGUGUUUUUAACAUUGAUGAUCAACUUUAAAGUGAUUUUUAAAAAUCUUAUUUAAGUUGGGCUUUUUUUUUUUUUUUUUUUUUUAAUACAUAAAAUGGUACUAAUUUAGUCUGUGUUUAUAUUUAGUUUACCUAAAGCGCUGCAUGCAUAACACAGCAACUUCCAAGUGAUUAAUACAUAAAAGACUGUAUCUCCAAACCCUAGUAAAAAAAAAAAAAAAAAAAAAAAAACAGCUAAACAAAUUAAAUGUCAUUUACCAACCAUGACUCCCCCUAUUUGCGUGGCAUGAGUAAGAACAUAGGAUACCCAGCCCCUAAUUGCAUUGAAAUACAAUGUAGUUACAAAUGUCUGCUCUAAUGUAAUAUGGUUCAAUGUCAUGGUUAAACAAUUGUUUAUUGCUAUCUUGUUGUAUGCCCAGCUAUGAAACUGCUAUUACCACUACUAUUAAAAUGUUAGAAUCCAAAGCUAAAGCCAUGAACAAACCAAUUACCAAUAAAACACUGCUCUGUUCAUCCUAUUUUCACAUUUUCCUGCAAGAUGAAGAGCAUGUAAAAUACGUACACUGUUGUCACAAGAGGAAAUGGGGAACCUAAAUUGCAGGCUUCAUGAGCGCAUUCAAACACCACCAAACUUUGGUUCACAAGUGUCAAACUUAGGGGCUGGGGACAGAUCCGGGCCACCAAGUCAUUUCAUGUGGUCUGCUUAAUAAAAUGAUGUGCAUUCACUUCAUGUUAGUGGGAGAAUCGGUACCAAAUUGUCUUCAUUAGCAACCCUUUUAGAGCACACAAUUUUACAAAGGGGCCAUUAACUACUAAUAUGAUCAAAAAUCAUAAAGGGAUCUUCUGUCCACUUACAUCGGCAGUUUCCCCAGAGUGUACUCUCGUCAAAGCUACCUAGUGACUUCGCACAGGAUAAGUGUGAAUUAAAAAAUAGACCAAUGUUCAUCAGUUUUCAAACUAAUGACACAACCUACCGAGUUUUUAGCAAAUGCGGUCGUCUUCAAUCUCUGUCACACUAAAGCCAAACUGGCUAUUGGAAUGCAAAGAUAAAGGAGAUUGAAUCAAAUACCUAAUGGUUAGACUGCAGGAAUAUCUGAUUCCAGAUUCCUCCUCAAAUCUGAUUUUUAUGGCUUACUGUACACACAAUUUUUAGCAAGUGCCCAAAUCAGAUCUGGGCCUGUUCAGACUUGGCCUCAUAAUUGACACACCUUUCAGGCUGAUGUGGCAAAGAAGAUGUCAUCCAGCAUAGAGUGACAUCACAAUCAGUCAAAACCCAACUGAGCUGUUCAGAUCGAGAAGCAGCUUGUCCAUUUCCAAUAUGAAACUACCUCCCGUAUGUGGUUUCAAUCAGUCUCACAAAAAUCAGAUUCCUGUGCCGUUUGCCUGUGCAGACUACAAAACAGCCAUCCAGUUUUAACAUGGAUGGGCUAAAAAUAAGAUUUUCAUUGCCUGUCUAAACAAGCCCUAAAUCAUAAGAGGGACAUAAGAUGGUUGUACAAACAGAGAGGGGUGGUAUGGACGGACAAAGGGUGUAGAAAAUCAGUCGUGUGGAAAAGGAUUUCAGAAUUAUUUUUUGUGUAUUCAAUGUUUCACUUACACAAGCACAACCUCUAGGCUAGGGAACAUUCUGGCAAGCUGUACAUAUCUAAUUUCCUCCUCUCGAGUUAACACUUCCAACUAAAGAUCAUCAAAUGAGUAAGCCAUAGUCUCCCCUUUCCAAGUGAGUCUGAAGAAUUAAGUCAUGUUAGUUUGAGCUACUUUUAGGACCAGCUCCCGUGUUUAACAUUCAUUUAAUAUAUUACUUGAUCAUUAAUGAAUAACAAUAAUUCCUCUCAAACAAUACUCAAGCACAAGGGAAAACAGGUGAAGUUGUCAUUGUCUAGAAAUUUACCAGUACUUAAAGGGGAACUCGGACUUAAAAGACUUAUAGGCUCUAAUAAGCCACAAUUGUUCUCUUUUACUAAAAUACGUCAUUAGAAACGCAUAAAAUAUUGCCAUUGAUUUAAAAAUCUAUAAUAUUUAGUAUAUGUUUUGACCUAUGGAGGGCGCCAUGUUUUAUGCGCGCAAUGGAGGCUCGGGGUGAUGCCGUAGAUCUGGGGUGGGCAAACCGGUCCUCAAGGGCCGCAGUAGGUCCUGGUCUUUGUUCCAACUGUCCCAGCACAGAUAGUUUAACCAAUAAGGUUUCCGCAGAAAUGAGAAGCACCUGACUGCAAUCAACUGACUGCACUUGUAAAACAACAGAUUGGUGAAAAUGUGUCCUCUUAAUGGGUUGCAACAAAAACCCACACCCACUACGGCCCUAUGUGGAAUAGUUUGCCCACCCCUGCUGUAGAUUGUCACUGUCACGAGACUAGACAAACACUUCUGGGUUACUCAAAUUCAUUCUAUGCGGCGAGACGUCCUACACAUGCCCACAUUGGUUAAAAGCAGUGAGUAAUUACUAUUUGUGUUUUUAUUGAGUCUUUUAUUACCAUUUCAUUGCCUAAAAAUACUUUUUGCAUGUUUUUCCUUUUCAUAUUUUAAAGCAUUGCGUUUUCUUGUGGUAGCUUUAAAGCAGAUUGAUCUGUUGACCACAUUAGUCACGCAUCAUAUUUUAACUACCUUUAUUUAAUAUUACUACUUUUAAGUAUUUUCUUAAGGCGCUCUUUAGUAAGUUCUGUCUGUAUGCAUCUACACAAAACAAACUGAAAGCGCAUGGUAGUACUUUGGGUGUCAAAUUCGCCUCUUGUAGCACAUUUUGCCAGUGUAGCACAUUUUGGCAAAACACCGUUUUUUCCCCCUACUCUCGUCUCGUCUUUCCUGUUCAUUUUGCCUUUGCUGCUCAUUUUGUGACACAUCGACAGUGCUGUCAUGCUUAUUAAUGUUCCUCUCGCGUUCAAAUUGAAAAGGUUGAACAGAUGACAUGUUCAUGUUGCUAGUCAUACUCCGGAAGCCCAGCAACGUAACCAUGUGAUGUCACCGCCCUGCGCCGUCAACAACAAUGGCGACCUACUAGUUAAACUACUUUUACAAAUUGUAUAAAAACAUAGUUUGUAUAUAGAAACCCCUCUUUAACUCAUAAUAACGUCAUAAGAACUACAAGCCUUUCUAUCCGUGGAUCCCUUUAAUGCUUGCGGAAAAAGUUGUACUUUAAUUCUAAUACGAUAGGUAUUAUCUCAUGUUACAAAUGUAUACUGCAUAUAUAUAUGUGUAUAUAUAUAUAUAUUAGGGCUGUCAAAAUUAUCGCGUUAACGGGCGUUAAUUAAUUUUUUUAAUUAAUCACGUUAAAAUAUUUGACGCAAUUAACGCAGAUGUCCCGCUCAGACAGAUUUAAAUGACAGUACACGGAAACGCUCACUUGUUGUUAUGGAGUUUUGCCGCCCUCUGCUGGCGCUUGGGUGAAUGACCAUCUCGCAGAUUGCCUCAAACAGAUUACAUCAUAUGAGGCCGUUUAUGGACAUUAAGAGUGAAGAGAAUGCCACCGGCCGCUUGGGGGCAGCGCCGUUCCAUACUCAUGUUAUUUGUUCUAAACGUGGGAGAAUUAGUAGUUGAGAGACGUUUAUGCUGUAUUCACAAUGCAAUGCAAAUUGUUAUUUGUACUCCACACAUAUUUCGGUAAGUUUUCUUUCUUUUACUUGCAAUUAUGUGUCUCUUGUUGUAUUUUGGGUAAGAUAUGUACAAAUAUAUGUUAUACAGUAGAGGUGAGUGGACACAGGCAUUCUUUGGACGGCACCGUUUAUUGGCAACUCCUUCACAACAAACAUACAGUGGGGAGAACAAGUAUUUGAUACACUGCCCAUGGGAAAACCCACUGGCAGUGUAUCAAAUACUUGUUCUCCCCACUGUAAGUAUCGUUUAGUGAAAGCACAACAAAAAUAAUAUUCCUAUCUCUCCCCAAAAAAAUAAUGUUCACAAAAAGAAAAGCACUUCAGUCUAUAGUAAUGAGGCCCUAUUCUGACACACAGUUAAACAACAAUGAAAAAUGAACUGGAAUUCCAUAUCAAAAUAGCUAUGCAAAAUACAUGUAAAACUUUAUAACUUUUUUUAACUCUAUUUUUAUUAUUGUUAUUUUUAUUCCUCUUAUUAUUAUAUUAACUCUACUUUUGAUUGAAAAUUUUACAAAUUUUAUAAAAACGAAAACAUGAAGAGGGGUUUUACUAUAACUUGUAACAAUAACAUUUAUUGUUUAAGAACUACAAGUCUUUCUAUCCUUGGAUCACUUUAACAGAAAGAAUGUUAAUGCCAUUUGUGGAUUUAUUGUUACAAUAAACAAAUACAGUAUUUAUGUGCAGUAUGUUGUAUGUGUAUAUCCGUCGUGUGUCUUAUCUUUCCAUUCCAACAAUAAUUUACAGAAAAAUAUGGCAUAUUUUAGAGAUGGUUUGAAUUGCGAUUAAUUGCGAUUAAUUACGAUUAAUUAAUUUUUAAGCUGUAAUUAACUCGAUUAAAAAUUUUAAUCGUUUGACAGCCCUAAUAUAUAUAUAUAUAUAUAUAUAUAUAUAUCGUACUUUGUAACGCGCUGUCGCACCCCAGGCACAAAGUCAUUUUUCCCCCCUCUGUAACCAUGUAUAAUAGGCUCCAACAAUUUGCUGCCAUCAAUGCGCGCACUUCAUUAUUAUCACACAUUAUUAUUGGAAUUCAUUGUUUAUCAAAAGACACCAUUCUUUUUUUUUUAUAGUAGUUAAAUUUAACUCACAUUGCUGCGCAAAUAAAUAAAUAUUGGUGCGAUCAUUUUAUUUUCAGAGGGUGAAACACGAGUAGCAAUGUCGACAAAUUUGGUGAUGAUAGCAGUUUUCAGACAUUAAGCCGUUGCUGUAUUGCAGCAACUCUCAAAAUGUGCACACACAAAUUCACAUUGCAGAGCAAAAGUGUCUACUGUAUAGUAACAUUACGAAUCAUUUUGGAAUAAAAGUACACAUUUUUUACUGCUCAAAGUACCAGAUAACAUCUACGCUGUGCAAUGACAUUUUCUUAAUUCAUCUAUACUUUUGUAUUAUA